Candoia aspera is the source of this 2386-nucleotide messenger RNA. It is a transcript of the gene PRRG2, whose product is annotated as proline rich and Gla domain 2. Lineage: Eukaryota; Metazoa; Chordata; Lepidosauria; Squamata; Candoiidae. The record is from RefSeq and is a predicted model, not a curated record. Gene Ontology annotation, molecular function: calcium ion binding. Gene Ontology annotation, cellular component: plasma membrane; extracellular region. The transcript is spliced from 7 exons. Bases 227 to 841 code for a protein of 204 amino acids.
UCCACCCGGGAGGCGCUUGCUUUUAUUCCAACAACUCCUCUCCCCUCUGCUCCCAAUGAGGAGGUACCCAUGCCAUUUCUUAUCCCCCUAUCACCCAAUGAUGCUUAGCUCGCCUUUGAACAGUUCAGAUCCGGCUUUCUAGUGUGGACGAGCAAGUGGAAUCUUAAAAAAAGCCCUGCGCUCCUGCCAAGGUUCAGUUUUCCACCCGUUCCGGAUAGGACCUACCAUGCGGAGCCUUUUAUGUCUUCUUUUCCUGUUCAAAAUUCUAGUCUCUGGUUUUGCUGCCUCCCUCCAUAGCCAGUCUGACCAGCAACUGACUCAGGAAGUGUUCCUGGAUGCCUCGUCUGCACAUAGAUUCUUGGGUCGUAAGAUUCUUUAUAACCACUGGGAUCUUGAGCUGAUUGUGCCAGACAGCUUGGAGCGUGAGUGCAUAGAAGAAGUUUGCAACUAUGAAGAAGCUCGGGAAGUCUUUGAAGACAACUUAAAAACAGAAAAAUUUUGGGAGAGCUAUCCACACAAUGGAAGAGGAGGAGCGAGAACCCCAGGAGUGGAUGUGGCAGGCCUGGUGGCUGGCCUUGUUGCAGCUUUGGUGUCUACUGUCAUGUUUAUAAUUGUGGCCAUGUAUUGUGUCAAAUACCGUGCUAAAGAGAGAAAUCGAUCCAGAAGAAUUCAGGAAAAUUUGUAUCCAGGGAUUCCCCUUGCCAACUUUGAUGAUGAGCCAAAGCCAGAAUCUGCACCCGGGCUUCCUUCUUAUGAGCAAGCAAUGGCAUCUCCAGGGGUGCAUGACGCACCACCCCCACCUUACAACAGGAAUAACACCAAUUUGACUCCACCAACCUGAGUUUUCAACAGCAAGAUAAAUAUUCUUGGAAUACCUAUUGGCCUCCCUCAUCUGUAGAAAAGACACUGUGAACACACAUGCAUCAAAGCCAAGGCAGGGAGCACAAAUGUAAACAUGUGACAUUGAAGCAGACAAUCGAUGCAUAUUGGAUAUGAAUGUGCAGUAUAUAGAGAUUGUUAUGUGUGUGUCAAGUGUUCAGAAGAGGAUAUUGCAGCAUGUUUUGGCUGAGAAAUUAAAAUCUAAAAUUGCAAAUGCACGUAUUAGAACUGGUAUCACUAGGUUAACAUGAAAGUGAAGUGCCAAACUGCACAGGUUUCCUCCCCCGUUUCUUUUUCCUCUUCUUCCACUCACCUUAUGAAUGAGGUUUUUAUAACUCUCUUUUCUAUCAUGCUAUGAUUAUACAGGGAUUGAGGAUAAACGAAAAUUGUUGUCAUUUGAAGAUAAACAUGAUUGAUUGUGCCAGAUUAAUUAAUGUAACAGGAACUCCAAGCUGGAGCGAGAAAUCUUAUAGCUCAAGACAGAGAUUCGGUUUGGGGAAACUGCUCUGAAUUAUGCAAGCUCAGAGAUUUAUUCAGGUGCAGAAAAUAGCGAUGUUAUAGAUUGUCUCCCGUAAUUGGCAUGCAGCAUAAAGACUGGAUUGGCUAGCUUGAAAUAUUCAUUGGUAGCGUCAUCGCGUUUUGCCCCUGCUUGUUCCAGAGAGUAGCAUUUGCUAUGGCUACUGGCUUAGCUAUAGCUAAAUUCAUGAUCUAGAGAAUGUACUCGUCCAGUUCUAAGAACGCAGAACGUACAAGAAGUUGACUUAUACCAGAUCAGGUUAUUUUACCACCUGGUCCAGUGUUAUUGCCUGACUCGCAUCUGCUGUGCAGGACCUCAGCAGUGAAAGGCUUCUCCCAUCGCAGCUGCCUGACCCAUUUAAAAAUUUGUUCUGGGUUAAGCCUGAUCUUACCUUCAUACAAAGCAGGUUCUCCACCUCUGUUCCCCUCCUACCCAUAAAGGCAGGCAGGCCCAUCCAUGCUUCCAGACUGAUCCUGAGAAUUUUAUUGGGGAAAGCAGAUCUGCAACGCAAAUUGGACAGUAGCAUAGGUAUUUCUAGACAAGUAGGAAAAGUAACAAAUAAACAGAUACUGAUUUAGUUAGAGGUGGAGAGCAAAUAAGAAAUUCCAAAUCAAUUGCAGAAAAUAUGUACACCUCUGCAGCGAAGUAAGCAUAUAAGAGAGAGAGCAAAACAUGUUUACAUACACUUCUAAGAACUAUAUUGCACAGCUCUCCAUGGCGCAAGAUGAGAAUGAAGUGAGAAUGAUGGCAUAGUUGGACAAAACCCAUCUAUAUGCACAGAUGUUAAACUCAUAUCUGUCCUGCCCUUCCACUUGUCAUGAAAUAUUGUUUGCUUGGCUCUGAGCACAAUAGAGGGAACACUCCAUCGUAGCUGUAAGGAAGGGGAAGCAGUUUGCUGAGCAUUGGUGAACAAUCAUGUGGCCAAUUAACUGAGUAGUCUGUGGAUCUUUUAACAUGAUUUGUAUGGAAAAUAAAUUUUAAAAAGCAGUU